This is a messenger RNA of Lodderomyces theae, 1647 nucleotides long. It is a transcript of the gene CCT5, whose product is annotated as chaperonin-containing T-complex subunit. The record is from RefSeq and is a predicted model, not a curated record. NCBI's taxonomy places the organism in Eukaryota, Fungi, Ascomycota, Pichiomycetes, Serinales, Debaryomycetaceae. The transcript has a single exon. The coding region runs from base 1 to 1647 and encodes 548 amino acids. Gene Ontology annotation, molecular function: ATP-dependent protein folding chaperone; ATP hydrolysis activity; ATP binding. Gene Ontology annotation, cellular component: chaperonin-containing T-complex. Gene Ontology annotation, biological process: protein folding.
AUGGCUGCAGCACCACAAGGAAUGCCCGAUCUAUCGAAUGCGAUUGUUGCUCAAGAUGAAAUGGGGAGACCAUUCAUUAUAGUUAGGGACCAAGGAAAGAAACAAAGAAAACAUGGAAUCGAAGCAACCAAAUCGCAUAUACUAGCAGCUAGAUCAGUUGCCAAGAUUGUUAAAAGUUCUUUAGGACCUCGUGGACUUGAUAAAAUCUUGAUCAGUCAAGAUGGUGACAUCACUAUUACCAAUGACGGUGCAACAAUUCUUUCGCAGAUGGAUUUGGAUAAUCAAAUUGCAAAGCUUUUAGUGGAGUUGUCAAGGUCUCAGGAUGAUGAAAUUGGUGACGGUACAACGGGUGUUGUUGUAUUAGCCAGUGCCUUGUUGGACCAAGCGUUGGAAUUGAUUGAAAAGGGAAUACACCCCAUCAAGAUUGCCAAUGGGUUUGAUGAAGCAUGUAAAAUUGCCGUUGAACAAUUGAAUACUGUUGCAGACGAAGUCACAAUUGAUAACAAAUCUAACCUUUUGAAGGCCGCCAAAACCUCGCUAGGCUCCAAAAUUGUUUCAAAAGCUCAUGACCACUUUGCGCACAUGGCAGUUGACGCCGUUCUUGCUGUCGCUGAUAUAGAUAGAAAAGAUGUUGAUUUUGAACUAAUCAAGGUUGAGAAGAAGGUUGGUGGAUCAGUGGAAGACUCCAAGUUGAUCAAAGGUGUUUUAUUAGACAAGGACUUUAGCCAUCCACAAAUGCCCAAGGAGGUCAAAGAUUGUAAAAUAGCCAUCUUGACUUGCCCAUUUGAACCUCCCAAGCCAAAAACAAAACACAAGUUGGACAUUUCGACUGUCGAAGAAUUCAAGGUAUUACAAGAGUACGAACAGAAGAAGUUCCAAGAGAUGAUCGACCUGGUAAAAGAAUCUGGUGCAAAUGUUGUUGCUUGUCAAUGGGGGUUUGACGAUGAAGCAAACCAUUUAUUACUCGCAAAUGGAUUAAAUGCAAUUAGAUGGAUUGGAGGAUCUGAGUUGGAGCUUUUGGCAAUUGCAACCAAUGGUCGUAUAGUUCCUAGAUUUGAAGAUUUGAGUGCGGCUAAGUUGGGUAAGGCAGGAGUUAUUAAAGAGUUGGAAUUCGGAACAACCAAAGACCAUAUGUUGGUGAUUGAAGAAUGCUCCAACACAAAGGCAGUCACUUGUUUCAUUAGGGGGUCAAACGAAAUGAUUAUCUCCGAAGGAGUUAGAGCAUUGCAUGAUUCUUUAUGUGUCGUGCGUAACUUGAUCAGGGAUAACAGAGUUGUGUAUGGUGGAGGUGCGGCCGAAAUCUCCUGUUCUUUAGCAGUAUCGGAGGCUGCCGACAAGCAAACGGGAAUUGACCAGUAUGCAUUUAGAGCUUUUGCUGGUGCAUUAGACACAAUUCCAUUGACAUUGGCAGAAAAUUCAGGAUUGGAUCCAAUCGAAACGUUGAGCUACCUCAAGGCAAAGCAAAUCAAUGAGAAUAACUCACGUUUGGGUGUUGACUGUCUAGGUAAUGGGACCAAUGACAUGAAAGACUUAUUUGUUAUUGAUCCGUUAAUUGGAAAGAAGCAGCAGUUGUUGUUGGCCACGCAGUUGACCAGAAUGAUUUUAAAGAUCAAUGAUGUGAUUAUCAGUGGUACUGAUGAGUAUUAA